AUGCAGAUGCUUGAGCCAGCUUGGAUGAAAGGCUCUUGUUUGAGUGACAUCAAGGCUGUGCUCAAACGAAUUUGCAUCAUCAUCAUCAUCACAGACAAUUUCAUCUACUACUGGCCUGCUACAGAGGCAGAGGUUGGUGUAGAAUGUAUCAAGCUCAAUGAUGCCAAGUCCUUGCUUCGUAGGUCUGGUGGGGUGAAGUACAUGGCCUAUAGGAAAGGAAACCGUGAUCUUUCUGAAAACCAUCACAAACAUCUUCAGUGGGAAGAAACCUGGAUGAGGAGCAUCAUGGACAACAAAGGUGAAAACAAACCGCCUAUGCCCACAGAAACUUCCAUCACUUCUCCUUUCUCAGGCCAGACCACAGUUUCUAUCCAAGUUCAUCUUGAGGAAUUUGGCCCCGCACCACCCAUCAAACGAGAAAACUCCUUCUCUCGCCAGCCUUUGCGUGAUGGCAUCCCUGGUGCUUGCACUGACUUGGACAUGUCCCCUCCCAAGAAGGCAAGAAAGGUCCCAGAAUCCUUGCCCGCUAUCAAGGAGGAAACUCACGCAACCACAACCAGACCAAUGAACUAUGGCCUCAUUGAUCUAGUGUCUGAAGAUGAGGAUGAACCUCCCACCAAUCCCCCCUUGGAGAUUGCAGGCCGAAUCCUUGGAGUCACUAGUCAAGAUGAACCUGAGGGAAACAAAGUUGUCACACAGUCCUUGCUGAAAAUCUUGCCCCAGUACCCCAACAUUGAUCUCCUUGUCAUGGACCGAGCCUGCCACUACAUGCCAUCGGCUGUCAAGACACCAGGACUGGAGCAGCUGAAGUACUUUAGUUUGGACACGUUCCACUCUUAUGGUCACACCAAGAAUUGCCCAUGCAACCCCCGAUCCAAGACCCGCCUCAAGAAACGCAUCAAGAACUUGAAGACUUCCAUAGCUGAGCAAACCUUUUCUUGGUUUAGAGGAUACAGCAAAGUCUUGAAUGACAUGCGUCCCCUUCGGCAUCGAUUUGCAGUACUCUUGUUCUGCAAACAGCACAAUGAUUUGGUAGCUUGCGGUGACACGUACCACCUCAACCAGUACAAGGUCUACAAGGGCAAAGGAGCAACCAAACCGUAUGCUUGCAACAGAGUGAAGGGCAAGAAAACUAUGAAACCAGGAUCAAUGAAGGUCAUGAAAGCGAUGAAGGUUAUGAAGUCCAUGAAGGUGAUGAAAGUGAUGAAGUCCAUGAAGUGA
Messenger RNA from Cladocopium goreaui, 1221 nucleotides. The record is from the annotation of a GenBank genome assembly. NCBI's taxonomy places the organism in Eukaryota, Dinophyceae, Suessiales, Symbiodiniaceae.